AUGACGUGUAAGACGGACAUCGGGAGGCUCUGCUCCAACGUGGUGUUCGGUAACGCUCAGAUGAUGGAGUGUUUAAAGGACAGGAAGAAGCAGCUGUCUCAGCAGUGUCACCAGAGGGUGUUUAAACUACAGGAGGGAGAGAUGCUGGAUCCAGAACUGGACUACCAGCUCAUGAGGGUCUGCAAGCAGAUGAUUAAGCGGUUCUGUACAGAUGUGGAUGCUAAGAACAUGCUGCAGUGUCUGAAACAGAACAAGAACUCUGAACUGAUGGAUCCCAAGUGUAAACAGAUGAUCACCAAGAGACAGAUCACACAGAACACAGACUACAGGUUGAACCCAAUAUUGAGAAAGGCCUGUAAGGCAGACAUCCCUAAAUUCUGUCAGCCAAUCCUGAACAAGGCCAGUGAUGACAGCGAACUGGAGGGCCAGGUGAUUGGUUGCCUGAAGCUGAAAUACGCCGACCAGCGUCUGUCUCCAGACUGUGAGGACCAGAUCAGAGUGAUUCUUCAGGAGUCGGCGUUGGACUAUAGACUGGACCCCCAGCUACAGAUCCACUGUGCUGAGGAGAUCCCCGGUCUGUGUGCGGAGGAGGCAGUGGCCCAGGAGCAGACAGGUCAGGUGGAGGAGUGUCUGAAGGCCAACCUGUUGAAGAUCAAACAUGACUUGUGUAGGAAGGAGGUGCUGAACAUGUUGAAGGAGAGCAAGGCAGACGUCUUCGUUGAUCCUGUCCUCCACACGGCCUGUGCCCUUGACCUCAAACACCAGUGUGCUGCCGUCACGCCGGGCAGAGGACGACAGAUGUCAUGUCUCCUGGAGUCAUUGCAGGAUAAGAGAGUCCGUCUGCAGCCAGAGUGUAAGAAGAGACUCCAGGACCGCAUGGACAUGUGGAGCUACGCUGCCAAGGUCGCUCCAGCAGAGGGUUUUUCAGACCUUGCAAUGCAAGUGAUGACCUCCCCCUCUAAGAACUACAUCCUGUUUAUAAUCUCCCUGGGGGUGAUUGUCCUCUUCCUGGUCGGCCUGCUGUGUGGACGCAUCACCAAGAGAGUCACCAGGGAACUGAAGGACAGGUAGAGAGG
Messenger RNA from Oncorhynchus masou masou (cherry salmon), 1076 nucleotides. RefSeq names its product Golgi apparatus protein 1-like. Gene Ontology annotation, molecular function: fibroblast growth factor binding. Gene Ontology annotation, cellular component: Golgi membrane. The transcript is spliced from 6 exons. Lineage: Eukaryota; Metazoa; Chordata; Actinopteri; Salmoniformes; Salmonidae. The record is from RefSeq and is a predicted model, not a curated record. The coding region runs from base 1 to 1071 and encodes 356 amino acids.